Messenger RNA from Diprion similis, 1354 nucleotides. Its product is annotated as tRNA:m(4)X modification enzyme TRM13 homolog. The record is from RefSeq and is a predicted model, not a curated record. Gene Ontology annotation, biological process: tRNA methylation. Bases 52 to 1320 code for a protein of 422 amino acids. The transcript has 6 exons. NCBI's taxonomy places the organism in Eukaryota, Metazoa, Arthropoda, Insecta, Hymenoptera, Diprionidae.
CAAAAUUAAAAAUUAUCAUAAUCAUAACAGUUAUAAAGUGCCCCUGCAAAUAUGUCGAACCCGAGUUUGUCAACCUGUCAGUAUUUCGUGAAGCGGAAAAAACGCCACUGCAGAAUGACCGUUAAACAAGGCAGCAAUUACUGUGGCGAGCAUCUUCCGCAGGAGCGAGAAUCUCCCUCUGAAAGCACCGGAGCUGGUAAAGCAAAUCGAAAGAGGGUAGCGUGUCCGUUGGAUCCGACUCACACCUGUUACGCAACUAAACUUGCCAAGCACCUUAAAGUUUGCAACGUCAAACAGCUGAAGGAUGCGCAGCCUGACUAUAUAGUCAAAGGAAUCAAUUGCGGGGAAACUGGUACCGAAACCUUGCCUCACGUUCCGCUAUCACAACUCGACAAUUCCACCUUGGAUAGAGUUUUGCAAAAAAUCGAUGCUGCUUAUGAAUCUAUGCCGCACAUCCCUGAAAUAAUACUUGCUCAUUCGGUCCUCGAAGAUGAAUUGAAAAAUGACACCUAUGGCAAAGAUGUUAGAAAACAUUUGCUUCAGAAUGCAUCUUUAAUCGCCCAUCUGCAAAGAGCUGAUCUAGUUCGUGAUAAUACAUGUUUCAUCGAAUUUGGAGCAGGAAAAGGCAAACUAACGUACUGGCUAGCACAGGCAAUUAAGGAGCAAAAAAGUUCCGCCGUCAUGUUAGUCGAUCGUUCAAGCCACCGACACAAAAGCGACAAUAAAUUGAAAAACGAAACAAUCGGCCUAGAUGUUAUACGAGUCAGAGCAGACAUCGCAGAUCUUGCCUUGAACUCUGUGAAGGAAAUAGAGCACUUUAAAAACAAAGUUGGUAUAGCCAAGCACCUUUGCGGCGCCGCCACGGAUUUGACAAUGCGCUGUUUAGUUCAAGCGAUGCGUUGCGAAGUUGAAUUCCAUGUGGGCGGUAUGGUGGUCGCGUUCUGCUGUCAUCACAGGUGCGAGUAUAAGCCGUACGUUGGCAAAGACUACUUGGAGAAGACAUGCGGCUUUACUCCAUCGGAGUUUUCGAUACUCUGCAGUAUCGCCAGCUGGGCAACAUGCGGGUCUGGAAAAAGUAGGAGUGUUCAAAGUACAGAGCACGAUAAUGGGAGCGCGGGUGAUCAGGAUUGUUCCGAUUCGAUUCGACUACUCCAAAAACGCGAAUCUGUCGGUAGGAAGGUGAAGACCUUGUUGAAUUGGGGUCGUGUCGAGUACCUCAAGAACGCCGGCUUCGAUUGUCAGUUGAUAAACUACACCUCUACUGAUGUCUCUCUGGAAAAUAUGUGCAUCGUAGCGACGCGAAAAUCUACGACAAAAUGAUCAGUUAAUAAAAUUUUACCACCGUUUCAUCCGU